UCCUGCGAGGGACGCUCCCGCACCUCCUGCACACCUCCGGCUCGCCGCAGGAGGAGGGCCCCAGGCUACUUUCUCCACCUCCUCUCCCUGCUCCCUGCAAGCCAGGGGAAGGCUGCCGAGAGCCCCCACCACCGCUGGCCUUCUUUUUAUGUUGUCUGCAGGGAGAAAGAGGGCGAGGGACAACUUGGUGCUGGGGAACUGACCUCUGGCUUGGCGGGCCCUUGGGCAGGGAGGGCAGAAGAGGAGUGGCUGGGGCUGGAGGACUCCAUGCGGGGGCGAUGGACAGAGCGGCGCUUCUGGGACUGUCGCGCCUGUGCGCGCUGUGGGCAGCCCUGCUCGCGCUGUUCCCCUGCGGAGCCCAGGGAAAUUGGAUGUGGUUGGGCAUCGCCUCCUUUGGGGUUCCGGAGAAGCUGGGCUGCGCCAACUUGCCGCUGAACAGCCGCCAGAAGGAGCUGUGCAAGAGGAAACCGUACCUGCUGCCGAGCAUCGGAGAGGGCGCGCGGCUGGGCAUUCAGGAGUGCAGGAGCCAGUUCAGGCACGAGAGGUGGAACUGCCUGGUCACCGCCGCCCCGCCGGGCACCAGCCCCCUUUUUGGUUACGAGCUGAGCAGCGGCACCAAGGAAACAGCGUUUAUUUAUGCUGUGAUGGCUGCAGGCCUGGUGCAUUCUGUGACCAGGUCCUGCAGUGCAGGCAACAUGACCGAGUGCUCCUGCGACACCAGUUUGCAGAGCGGCGGCUCCGCCAGCGAAGGCUGGCACUGGGGGGGCUGCUCGGAUGAUGUCCAGUAUGGCAUGUGGUUCAGCAGGAAGUUCCUAGAUUUCCCCGUCAGAAACAGCACAGGAAAAGAAAGCAAAGUACUGUUAGCAAUGAAUCUACACAACAACGAAGCUGGAAGGCAGGCUGUCGCCAAGUUGAUGUCGGUAGAUUGCCGCUGUCACGGAGUUUCCGGCUCGUGCGCUGUGAAAACGUGCUGGAAAACCAUGUCUUCUUUCGAGAAGAUUGGCCACUUGUUGAAGGAUAAAUAUGAAAACAGUGUCCAAAUUUCAGACAAAAUAAAGAGGAAAAUGCGCAGGAGAGACAAAGAUCAGAGGAAAAUACCGAUUCGCAAGGAUGAUCUGCUCUACGUUAACAAGUCUCCCAAUUACUGUGUCGAGGAUAAGAAACUAGGGAUCCCGGGGACUCAAGGCAGAGAAUGCAACCGCACGUCAGAGGGCGCGGACGGCUGCAACCUCCUUUGCUGUGGCCGAGGCUACAACACCCACGUGGUCAGGCACGUGGAGAGGUGCGAGUGCAAGUUUAUCUGGUGCUGCUACGUUCGCUGCAGGAGGUGUGAAAGCAUGACUGACGUCCACACUUGCAAGUAGCCCCUCCAUCCUGCGUUGAGCAACGCUGCUCAGUUACAGCCGAGGGAGUGUCACCCAGAGGGUGCCUCUCACCCUGCAGGUUUGGGGAAGCAGACUCCGGCCUCAGAAGCCCCAGACCCUCCUGCCGCUCGCUGAGCCCCCUUUACCUGGUGGAUAUACAAUCGCACACAGAGCAUGUGGAUUUUGGGGGGAUGCCAGAGUUGACAAGGUUUGGGUUCAUCUUUUGGUGGUUUAGAAAUAUAUAUUGACACACCAGGAAGAUAAUCUGUCUCCUAAACAAGAAAGAACAGGAAGCAGCCUUCACGCAGGGAGACCCGGUCCAUACUCAGGAUAAGACCCUGGACUAUGGAACUCAGCUAUAGAACUCAAUUGUGGUGGGUGCUCAGACUCCGAGAUCUCUGGCAUUCUGUUUCCCACAGUGGGUGAACAUUAGGCGUUUUUAAAAGACACCUCUUCUAGCAGCAAGGAACAGUAAACAUGAUCUCAUUUAUUCUCUCAGUAUUUUAGAUGAAGAAAUCAUACUGUUUGUACAUAGAAACAGACGCUGAAAAGUAACAGAAGUGGUGGGGGCUUACUUACCCUUUCAUGCCUUUUAAAAGGAAAGCAAUUAAAAAGAAUUUUCAUAAGUGAUACAGUAUCCCUAUAAAGUGUUCGCUAGAGAUGUUUAGUGACAAAAGGGAAGAAUCUAAACAUUAAAAAGUAAAAUGUAUGGUUUGGAUUUUAAGUGCCUUUGAACUAGGAGAAUUUAUCUAGAGAAAUUUCAGAUAUACAGCAAUCUUUUUAUCUUUGACUUCAUUUUUUUUAAAUUUAAGUUAGCUAACAUAUAGUGUAGUUGGCUUCAUUCUUUAAUGGUAGACCAAUUUCUACUAUUAAAACCUUAGCUUGGAAAUAAUGGGGAAGAUAGGGAUCUUGAAAGCAGGUGGGAAAAUUAAAGGUAAAAACAUAAAGGGCUCUCAUACAUUGUAAGGGAAAGCACCCUUUAAAUGUGUAAAGACACUAUUUUGUAUAGUAUUUUGCUAAAAAAUUAUAUAUUUUGUAAAUACAGUAUUUAAGUUAUAUGAUAUAUAUGAAAACUUAAGACAUUUAUUGCCAAAGCCCAAGAGCUAAGGCAAUAAAAUUAUCUCAGAAAUAUGAUUAGCUUCUGUUUCUUUUCAUACUAUUAACCCUUUUUUUUUAAACGUUGAAAAAGAAGUUGAGUAGUUAGUUAUAUGGAUGUGUUUUUCUUGUCAAAAUGACAGUUUUACAUGUUGCAGAUUAAAAUAUCCUGCAAAAUCUUGAGAAUUGUGUUAUUUCAGCAGAUUAGUUCAGUUCUGCUUUUAAUUAGUUAUGUUUAACUUGUAAGGUUAUUAUAAUAAAUUAUGCAGUAAAAGUGUUAACGGAUAAAAGAAUCUAAAUCAAAAUAAUGAUCAAUUUGUGGAGUUGAUAUCCUGGAUAUUUAUUAUAUUGUAUGUAAUGCUGCCUUUCCAUGUGAAUGUUGAAUGGUCUUUCUAAGUUGAGUAUUCAUGCAUGUAUAUUCAUCAUAUUUUACAAGGUUCCUGUUUAAAAAUUACACGGCUACAUUUAAGGCUGUGUUUAAAUGUAGACGCUUAUGUUUUUUAUGAAUUGUUAAAAUUUCAGUAUUAUGUAGGAAAAAUUUCUAAAUUCAGAAAGGACAAAGAAAGAAUUUUCUUUUUCUCAUAGUAAGCUAAAGAAAUGUUUUCUUGCCCACAGGUCUCAUUCUAUUGCCUUUCCAUUUUAUUUACCAAGGCAGAGCAAUAAUUUGUGAAAAACAGCCAACCCAUGGAAAAUAUCUCAGGCCUGCCUAUUAUUAAAUUCAAGGCAAAACAUUUAAUUGUGACCCUUAAAGUUUAACAAAAAUAUAUUAUUUAUAAAUGAAAAACUCAGAAAUGACAAUUGAAUAAAUAUAGUACUUAUUUAAAAGAGUGGUUUAUCAAUCUUUAGCAUCCACUGAUUAGAAUAACCUGAGAGACACUUAUUUCAUGUCUUUUUUUUUUUUUGCGUAAAUGUAUUUUGUCUGCAUUGAAAAUAAGCACUUUUUUUAAGAUAAAGAAUAGUUCCCAUUAACAACCAAUUUCUUCUAUUAACUAGAAAUCUUUUCAUAAUUACUUUACCAAACAAUUGGAAGAACCAGACAGCCUCUAAUUCCCAAAUACCUGGUUACUAUUUAGCGGUUGCUGAAGACGGUGAUGCCAACUCAGACUCUCCUCUCUGGGAUGCCUGAGCAGGAACUCCUAAGACCCACACUGUGUCUCUGGCUUCUUCUUUUAAUUCUCCUCCCGGGCAUCACCACGGAAACCAUCCUUGAAUUUCUCACCCGUUUUACUGAGCCUGGACUUGGCUCAAUUUCUUCCCACUCUCCAUCAUGGUUGAGGUAGCACCAUGGUGCUCUUGGGAGUACUAGUUGUGGAGCCCAAAUGUUCCUAUCCAGUCUAGGCUAAUUUGCCUGCAUUAUUUAGGGCUCUUCAUGUUGCAAGUCACAGAAAACGCAACCCAGACUGACAAACGUUAAAGGAAAUGUACUGACUAGGUAACUGAAAGUCCAGAGUUGUGACUGGUUCUGAUAAAGCUUGAUCAAAAAGUUCACACUGGGGUCCCAUGGUUCAGGUCUUUCCAGCUCUAGCUGAAAACAGGCUGGCUUCUGCAGUGUUGUCUUCUACUUAAGGCCCCACACGGUGGGGUGGACCCUCCCUGCCCCCACUCCGCCCCCAGUGGCCUCAGGCUCUCCUCUUUUCUUAGCAACAUGGCUGCCACACUCCCCCCAGACCUCACCUUCUCCUACCACUCAUUCUAAGGAAAGAGAGAGGUUCUUUUUUGGUUGCUCCCAUAGGAGAGUUGGAGAACUUUGUUUUUUCCUUCUUCGCAGAAUGCCCAGCAAAGGCCCUUCUGAGUCUCAUUGGCUCCAGUUGGUUAAUGUGUCCAUCCUUGAACCAAUCAGAAUGGCCAGUGGAAGUUGGGGUUAGGGGAUAAAUACACUGAUCAUCUUAAGGUAAUCAAGACCCAUGCCGAACCUGGCGGUGGGGCCAAUUCUAACGAAACCCACAUAGCUUGAGAAUAGGUAAGGGGUGAAUCCACAGAGGAAAACCAGGAUGUGAUGUUAUCAUUAAAGGGUACAUGGGUGCUGGGCGGCACAAACAUAAGAUGUCCUCAGCUCUAGUGAUGUGUUCUGAAAACAGCUUUCUGGCAGCACUUGCGUCAGGCUUAUAGCCACACAAAGCGCUAUGGAUUAUGUAUAGGAUACAAAGUGCCUUCAUUUGUUUAAACGCCCUUUAUGACCUUAAAAGUGUAAAAGGGGAGGAGAGGUGAUCUGGUGUAUUAAUUUUACACUUAGGAGUUCAACUAUUCUGUAAAUUGGGAACUGCCUAAUAGAGGCAGCGGUAAGAGGCAAUGAUGAUUGUCUAAAAAUGAUACCAAGAAAAACAUACCAAAUGGCAUUAUCUGUAGCCUCUGGAUAAAGAAAUUUGCUAAUUAAAACAUUUCCCCGAUAGCAGUAUUUUACAAAACAUUAAAAGCACUUGAAUUUGUUUGACUAUAAACAACUGCAUUAUUUCCUUAUUCACAAUCUGGAUGAUAGUUGUUUUGUUUUUAAAAAAACUAUGAUGGUUGUAUUUAGAAUAAUGAUAGAAUUCAAUUAUAUAUGUUAGACGCUUGGACCCUGUAUGUUUUUGCAGCUUUGUAAUCAUGUGACAUCCACAAGGUAUUUUAGAAACACACUGUAACUUUCUGAAGUACUGUCAAUCCUGGUAGGUUGGGUUUUCACUUAGUUUAAAAUGUGGAACCAGAAAAGCUUUCCAUCAGCAUAUCGUUUGAUAGGCAUUUGGAUGAGCUGCUGGUACUUGUUGCAUCACAUCCCAAAGUCCACCAAAGACUGCAGAGUCAAACCAACCAUUUGGAGUCAGUUAGUCCAUGAUCCAGAGCACUAUAAUCCACGUAGCUGACUUGCAGAAGAAAAAUUCAAAUCCUAUCUCCAGGAACCAUGAAUACUCCUCAGGACAAGCUCUUCUCAAGGAAAGUUGGCUAGGAAGCCUUGAUUUUUUUCUUUUUUUUUAAAUUUCACUCUCACUGUAGACCAGAUGUUAUAAGUCAUAACAUUUCUUGGAGUAGGGUGAUGGGGUAAGCUGAGGACAUAAAUGCAUGUGGCACAGCAUGAAAGGGGGACACGGGGGACACCAGGGACUCAUUUCCUUUGAAACAGAAAAUAAUAGCAGACACUUAGAUAGUGCUUACUCUAUCCCAGGCAUUGUUUCCAGUAACUUCUAUGUAUUAAUCAGAAUCUGUGCCCUUCGCCACCAUGUAAUAUUGUGCCUCACACAGCAUCAAAAUUGUCACACACUGCAUUUACAGUAUACAAUUUAAAGAGUUUUUUUUGUAUUUGUAAAUAUAAUGAAAAUUACAGGAUGUUCCUUCAGGGUUUGGCUGUAUAAAUUUGGUUGAAGUACAGUAGUGAAGGGAUGGAAGAAUUGAGAUCUUAGAAUUCACCAUGAAAUAGAAUUAAAAGACACUGCCUCUUGAUUUCUAAGCUCAAAGUGAUUUAAACUUCCUGCUAUUUUAGAUCCCAGUGUGGUUAACAGUUGGAUUUUGCAGGAGCCUAACAAUCAUUCCAAAAGGAAAUGACUAGGGGUAAAGAUCAAACUAAUUUAGUGCGACAUUAAAUAAAUACUUACCUCCUUUUUAUUGUGCUUACAGCCAAUUGUUGCAGAAAGUGUCAUUUCUAAUACAUGGAUGAAUCUUACCAUUGGUAAUGAUUUACAUUCAUAUCCAAAGCAAAACAACUAGAGGUGGUUUGCAUGAUUUAAAAAAUCUCUUGAAACAAAAUCAGGACUGGAAAAGCAGCCUCUCGCUAUCUCUCUGUCAAAUAAAUAAAUAAAAUCUUUAAAAAAAAAGAGUAGGAAAAGCAGCCUCUCCCACUGAUUGUAAAGGAAAGUAAUAAUAAAUGUGGACCAAGUCCACGCAAACUGGUUUCGUAUGUGAUUUAGUUUGCAGAAUAAGUGGAAGCAUCUGAUUGGUGUACGAGAAUGGAAAAGCACAACGAGUGGGGGACAGAGGGCUGCCCGUUUCUCUCUGUCCCAGUGCUGUUCUGAACCCUCGAGGAGGCUCACCUCCAAACGGGCCAAGGAGCCUUCCCCUUUGCAUGCUAGUAACAAUCAAACCCUCGUAAUCAUGCCCAUCUCCACUCGGUCAUGUUUAGCUAAGAAGGAAGGGUGGCCUCUUGCAGCCCCCAAUUAUUCUUUGACAAGAGAGAAAUGUCACCAAACUUAACUGCACAUUUAAAUACACCUCGAACUCUUCAUUAACUAAAGGUAUAAAUAUACAAAAUGUAAGUCAGUAAUCACCUUUGUUUCUAGUACGUAAUCCCUACUUUUUUUUUAAAGUGGUUUUUUUGGGGCGCCCGGGUGGCUCAGUCGUUAA
Zalophus californianus (California sea lion) is the source of this 6770-nucleotide messenger RNA. It is a transcript of the gene WNT16, whose product is annotated as Wnt family member 16. The transcript has 4 exons. The coding region runs from base 279 to 1364 and encodes 361 amino acids. Gene Ontology annotation, molecular function: frizzled binding; cytokine activity. The record is from RefSeq and is a predicted model, not a curated record. NCBI's taxonomy places the organism in Eukaryota, Metazoa, Chordata, Mammalia, Carnivora, Otariidae. Gene Ontology annotation, cellular component: extracellular region. Gene Ontology annotation, biological process: neuron differentiation; canonical Wnt signaling pathway; cell fate commitment.